GCCAACCUCAGACCAGAUAACAUCAUGAAGUUGAUCAUCCUCGCCGCCAUCAUCGGAGCCUGUGCUGCCGCUAGCCUCCCCGGCUAUGUCGCCCCUCAGUACCGCUACCCCUACAAUUACAACUACAACUACGACUCCAGGGCUAGGGCAGCCAUCGACAGGAGUGCCAAUAUCCUGAGGUCUGACUCCGAAGUUAACGAGAAAGGAUUCCGUUACGCUUUCGAUACUGACAAUGGCAUCCACGCUGACGAAACUGGAGUUGAAGCCAACGGCAUCCAAGCCGCUGGAAGCUACUCCUACACCGGUGAUGAUGGCCAGGUCUACAGUGUGAGCUACACUGCUGAUGCCAACGGCUACCAGCCUCAAGGAGCUCAUCUUCCCACCCCACCUCCCAUCCCUGCUGCCAUCGCCAGGUCUCUUGAGGAGAACGCGAGGGAUGAAGCUGCUGGAAUUUUUGAUGACGGAAGCUACCACGACGCCAAAUACGCCCCUGGUGUGGUUCUAGCCCGCAACCAAUACAGAUAUAACCCAUUCUACCCCUACCGUCGUUACUAAGAACUGCAACCAUAAGCAAGCAACAAAGCAACAGAAUUUUGUACAGUGCCAUUUGAUAUAGGUUAAGAUUAUAUUUACAAAGAAAAGAAAAAUCACAGAACAUCAACAUCCUUGAAAAUAUGACGAAGGAAUGAAAAAGAACAAAAUUUUCAAUUUGUUUUGUUGUAUCUUUGAUUGAAGUUGGUCUUCUGUAAUUUGUAUUGUGUAUAUUGAAGCAAUAAAGUUGCAACUAUAUUUUUAA
This is a messenger RNA of Spodoptera littoralis (African cotton leafworm), 796 nucleotides long. The record is from the annotation of a GenBank genome assembly. NCBI's taxonomy places the organism in Eukaryota, Metazoa, Arthropoda, Insecta, Lepidoptera, Noctuidae.